CAUAUGCAGCGGCUGUUUCCAGUAGCGUGUGUUAUCACCGUUACAUUGAGACAUACAGACACAGGAUCGGAUGGGAUUCCUCCUGAUAUUCAGCAUCAGUCGUGUGGUCGGAAUGGAGGUGCUGAAUACUCUGUUAAAAUAAGGAAAACUCCCCACAGAGAUCAAGAUGGUGUCGUGGAUCAUUUCGCGGAUGGUGGUCCUGGCCUUCGGGACCCUCUAUCCAGCCUAUUCCUCCUAUAAGGCUGUGAAGACGAAAAACGUCAAGGAGUAUGUGAAAUGGAUGAUGUACUGGAUAGUAUUUGCACUUUUUACAACAGCAGAGACGAUCACGGAUAUGUUCCUCUCCUGGUUUCCAUUUUACUUUGAGCUGAAGAUUGCCUUUGUCAUCUGGCUGUUGUCCCCGUACACCAAGGGAUCCAGCGUGCUGUACCGCAAAUUUGUGCAUCCCAUGCUCUCCAAUAAGGAGAAGGAAAUUGAUGAGUACAUAACUCAAGCUAAAGACCGCAGUUAUGAGACCAUGAUGCGGUUUGGGAAGAGAGGCCUCAAUAUCGCAGCCACUGCAGCAGUCACAGCUGCCACCAAGGGUCAGGGUGUGUUAUCGGAUAAGCUGCGGAGUUUCAGCAUGCAGGAUCUGACUCUGAUUCAGAAUGAAGACGAGCUGCAGCUGGACGGCACAGAUGACACACACACCGCAGCAACGCUACCACGCACUAAAACAUCCACGCGUACAGUUCGUGCCACGCCCAUACUGGCUGAUAACGAAUCGCAGCACAGCCGGUCUGAUGACCAAUCAGAUGGCAGGACUGAGCAUUCAGACGAGGAUGCAGCAGACAAGGCCCCCAAACGCACCGCAAGUGUCAGAGCAGCUAAGAAACCACCAGUUGCCAAGACCGAGACCACCAAGACAGUGAAGAAACAGCCAAAGAAGAAAAGCACCACCACAGCCAGCAACAAUGCUGAAUCACCAUGAGUCACACUGCAUCCACCAUCCCUGGACAACACAUGCAUACUCUUGUCUCAGUACUAACAACCAAACAUUAGUGCUUUUUGCUUUUAUAGAUUCAUACUGACACUUACAGAUACACAUAAGACGCAUCACAUGGGGCUGUUUUAUCUUGUAGGUUUUAAUGCAGUUUGUUAGUUUAGACAACAGGCUUCCAUGUUCAGCAAGACCGUUCUCAAAGCUUCCCACCUCAAACCAUUUAUCUAAUGUUUGUGUGUGCACUCCCGUGUGUGUGUGCUAACUAAGGCUGGGUCUUUAAUAUUAGUGGGCAUCUCUGUAAAGCUUGAGACCAGAAUGCAGAUCCUGCACACAUACAUGAAUGCAGAAACUCUUGUGGAUCAUUCCACUUGCCCUUAAAACCACAGAUUCAAUGCCCAAACUCCAUGUUUUCUAAUAGAGGCCGGUUCCCUUUUUUAGUAUGUAGGACACACACUAUGGGACAGACAAGAAACGAGAACAGGAAAAAUAGUCUUUUUAAAUGACAAAAGAAUCUAUGAAAGCUUUAUUUUACACAUGAGGACAGCUUCCAUAGAGUUCUGGAGUUGCUCAGAGAGCUGCGAGCACAGUUCUAUCCUUAGUCUGGGUCAUUGUACAUCAGACACCCUUCAGUUUGUUUGAGUAUUUAUGCGUGGAGAGGUCAGAUCUCUACUGGAAAAUACAAACACUCGAAAGGCUCUUGGCGUUAGAAGCCUGAGCUGGAAAUAUCAAUACUCAAUGCUCAUAAGUUGUUUCUUGUUAUGGCAGUAUUGCUGAAUUUAACCAUUAGAAUGUCAUUCAAUGCUUUUGAGGUUUUCAUGUAACCUAAUGUUACCUCUGCACAUUUUGGAUAUUACAGCAUCAUAUAAAUAUCAAUUCAAAAUAUGUUAUUACAGCAUAUCAGAUUAGUGGCAAAUCAGAUAUCUGGUGUCAUCUGGUGUUUUGGUGGAGCAAAAGAUGGAAACAGACAUCGCAUGCUGGCCAGUAAAGGACAAGAUCACUCUGUUAUCUGCCUCUGCAUACUGCCUGAUUCACUUUGCCCUGGGUUUCAUGGUUUGUUCAUGCUGUUUUCAGUGUCCUAAUGAUAGAGUCACUCUGUGAAAGCAUCUCUGUUACCCCAGAAUUUCACACUUUUUAGUAAACUGUUUCUAUGUAAGGGUUGUUGUGGCCUGCAGAUAUUACUCAACAUUCAUCUCUGCAUAUUCAAUAUUAAUUUGUACAGUAAGUACUAAGGUUCUGAACUCGGACAGGUUUAACAUAAAUCAAAGAGGUGAAAUAACAUCAACUGAGAGUUAAAACCAUCUUGGUGUCAACCAUCUUAAAGGUGCUUUUAGAAAUGAUGUAGGCCCAGAACAAAUAAUUUCUUACUUUCUGAGCUGGUCCACUUUAAAAUUAAAUCUUCAAAAGUUUUUUUUUUUAUUUUAUUUUUUUUUUAUUACAGUUUUUAUUUACAUUUGAAGUAUUGCCUAUUCAACCCUGUGAUCCUGGUUCAUUGAAUACAACAUAUAGCCCUAAAUCCAAAUGUGGGCAGAUGUGUCUCCCAGCACAGCAUGUUCAGGACUGAAGGAUUUAGGGUUUGGUACUGAUUUGUGGCAUUUUUAUAUGCAAUACAACUAAGAGCUGGUAGGGGGCGCUGUUUUACAAGAAAAUAAUUUGAGUUUAAGACUCAAAUGUUUGACACAUGGCGCUCUAAUGUCUCUUGUCAAACUGUUAAUUAGUUGAAAUUAAAUGAAAAAUGUUUAUUUGUAUAAUACCAUUGACUGUACAAAUUAUAUGCCUUACUACAAUGGGCUUUUUAACUUAUUCAUAUUUCUUUCUGGAAGUUUACAUUUAAUUUGUCACUUCUACAUAGGAUUGGACGGACAGAAAUGUGUUAAUUUCUUGUAUAAAGUGGUAUUUGUUUUGUGCAUAUUGGUGCAAGAGUGUUUUAAUUUACAAUAUUUUGUCUAUUCUCUCUGUGUUUCUUUUAUUUUGUAGAGAAAAUAAAUGUGAUUGGUCUUAAAUGGUAGAAAAGGGGACAGUUGUGUACGAGAAUAAUUGAGUUACAUUAGUUACAUUAGAUUCAGCCUAGCAGAUGCAUGUUAUAUGAAUCCAUGGUUUAUAAAUAACAGGCAUCAAGUCAAUACACACUGCUGUCUUAAAAACUUUUCAUGAUUUCAAUUCAGUCUGAUUGUCAACUAUUUGACAUAUUUCCUUUAUCUCAGUCUCCUGAGUAAUUUCAUUUCUUUCGUAUUAAGACAAACUUUUUUAUUUGAAGUUUUCUUUUUAAUUAAAUUCUAGUGUGGUUGAUGCUUACCAACCCACACAAAAUAUGUCAAGUCAGUCUCACUCAUUCUUGCCUUUGUUAUACAUACAUUGUUGUUCGCUUCUUUCCCCCCAUUUGUUCAGUAUUUCUUAUUUGCGUAAUCAAAUAUGACAAUAAUUGUAGCCUUUUUUAAUUCACCAGGGCUUGAGUCAUACAUGGCAAAUUGGAUAUAUUUAGUUUCUUAUUGUCUGUAGUUUGUUUGAAAUGGCUAUUAUUGCAUAUACAGUUUUAAACUAUGAGAGAAUAUAUUGUUUGUGCCAGUUCUCAAUACUCUUAAUGUAUUCAAAGAAUGAAAAGAGAUCGAGUCUCAAGAUUGCUGCUAAGUGUGUACUAACUGACCAUCAAUUAUUAUUCAAUAAAAAUGCAAUUAC
Messenger RNA from Myxocyprinus asiaticus (Chinese sucker), 3655 nucleotides. RefSeq names its product receptor expression-enhancing protein 2. Bases 167 to 970 code for a protein of 267 amino acids. The record is from RefSeq and is a predicted model, not a curated record. Lineage: Eukaryota; Metazoa; Chordata; Actinopteri; Cypriniformes; Catostomidae. Gene Ontology annotation, cellular component: cytoplasmic microtubule; endoplasmic reticulum membrane; endoplasmic reticulum tubular network. Gene Ontology annotation, biological process: endoplasmic reticulum tubular network organization. The transcript is spliced from 8 exons. Gene Ontology annotation, molecular function: taste receptor binding; microtubule binding.